Messenger RNA from Dothidotthia symphoricarpi CBS 119687, 669 nucleotides. RefSeq lists its product as uncharacterized. Bases 1 to 669 code for a protein of 222 amino acids. The transcript has a single exon. NCBI's taxonomy places the organism in Eukaryota, Fungi, Ascomycota, Dothideomycetes, Pleosporales, Dothidotthiaceae. The record is from RefSeq and is a predicted model, not a curated record.
AUGCACCAAUUCCGUUCCAAGGCGAAGACACAGCAGCAGAAAAAAGGCGCGAAGCAACAGAAAGAAGACAUAAUAUUGCAGAAGCGGUUGGAAUAUAUUAAGACACUACCUGUCGAGCGCGCGCAGGACUACAGGCUCACCAUCACGCUGCUCUCCUCGGCUUUCCGCACCUCGCCCCACAACACCUCCUCAUCCCACAAACGCUGGGUCUUCGACUGGGGAGGCGGCAUCGAUGGACCGCGUCAGAUACGCAAAGGCGAGUCGUGGCUGACGUGGUUCAUCCUCUCCGAAGGACCGGACUUGUUCUGGAAUCAAUGGCAGGACCCUAGUCAUGCGAGGGAACACUACAUCCGCGACCGCGCCAUCGCCGUGUGGGAGCAAACGAACAAAGAUCUUGUGGACUAUCAGAGGGGUCAGGCGAAGCAGGUCGUGGAGGCUCUGAAUGAACGGGCGUGCAUUGAAACGCAGUUUGAGAGGGUGAAUCUGUCGUUGUAUUUCCGGGAGUAUGCGGAGCUUAGGUUCAAAAGGGAGAGGGAGGAGGGCGUGGAUGAGAUCAGGGAUACUACGGGGGAUGUGUGGUUUUUUGUUGAGUUUCAGUGGCCGGAGGAGCUUAGAAGGAUGGGGGAGCUUGAGGAGGAGUGGCGCGUCGAGAGAGGGUCUGUGAGGUGA